UGUUUGUAAAUAAUCCAAAUAAGCGACAUGAAAAAUUUCUCGAGAUGACUUCUCAAUUAUAUCCUGAUUUCCGUAACUACAAUCCAUCAACACCAUUUCCUAAAUUCACAAAACCACAAAUUGUCGGCUAUUUUAGUUUAGAUGAGAACCGAACUUAUCACGAAACCUUGGAAAACUUAAAAUACCUUUGCCGGGAUGUCUUUUCAAACCAAGAAACAGUAAAUUUCGACUUGAAUCGUGAAUACAAAAAUUACGUUCCAAAGCCAGAAAGUGCUAAAAACGAAAAAAUCGACCAUUUGUUGGAGUUUAUAACAAAAAAUUACGAAAAUCUCAAAGACGAAAAGGGAGAAAAAUUCAUUUCAUCAGAAUUUGUGUGUUUCCGAGGACUUUUGCGACUUUUAAUGUGCACUCCGUUCGACAAUCGAGAACAUUGGAUCAUUUCAGCGCAACGUUACAAGGGAAAUAUUUACUUGUGUGCUCUUGAGACUGAAGAAAAGCGUCAAAAUGAGGCCCAAAAGACAGAUAAAGACAGACUUUUCUGCUCUUACGGCUUUAAAUUCGAGCAAUAUCUAAUGGCAGAGGCUCCAAAUGCUCGUCCUCGACCUGAACUUCCCGUAAAAGAAGCGGAAGAAUUUUGUUUGAUGUAUCAAGCGACCUUAAAUGGACAUAAAAUGCUUUAUGGCGCCGAAAUGGAUGGCGUUGACACGAAAAAUGAAGUUAAAAAUUUAAAAGAUUUGCAAAAUGUGAAGCAAGUUGAGCUAAAAGUCAAACGAGAAGAGCAAAAAUACUACCAGAAACAGAAUUUUGUGAAAUUUAAACAAAUUAAAUGGUGGUGUCAGAGCUUUUUAGUUGGAAUUGAACGAGUUUUGGUCGGAUUGAGAGAUGACAAAGGCAUUGUUUAUCGAGUAGAAGAACAAAAAGUGUCGGAAAUGCCAUCUUAUGCCAAACAAUUUAGAGAAUAUUGGACUCCAUCGAUUUGUAUGCAGUUCUUAAGCGACUUUUUAGGACUUGUUAAAGACGUGAUGAAAGAUGUUGACUCCGAAAAUGACGUUUUUCUGUUCGAAUAUGACCCAAAAAGCAUGGAAGAAGUGAGAUUUGAAGCCUUUCACGGACCAAACCGACAUUCGUUUCUACCUCAAUCGUACUUAAGGUUCGUUCAAAACACUUUUCCGAAUAAAAAUUAAC
Molecule: messenger RNA, 1185 nt
Organism: Culicoides brevitarsis
Lineage: Eukaryota; Metazoa; Arthropoda; Insecta; Diptera; Ceratopogonidae
Product: decapping nuclease DXO homolog
Exons: 1
Coding region: 45-1184 (379 amino acids)
Biological process (GO): NAD-cap decapping; nuclear-transcribed mRNA catabolic process
Cellular component (GO): nucleus; cytosol
Molecular function (GO): mRNA 5'-diphosphatase activity
Source: RefSeq, a predicted model, not a curated record